Colletotrichum lupini is the source of this 1452-nucleotide messenger RNA. RefSeq lists its product as uncharacterized. Lineage: Eukaryota; Fungi; Ascomycota; Sordariomycetes; Glomerellales; Glomerellaceae. The transcript has 12 exons. The record is from RefSeq and is a predicted model, not a curated record. The coding region runs from base 1 to 1452 and encodes 483 amino acids.
AUGGGCAAUGUGGUCAGUGUCGAGAUGGGAAAAAUAGUAGCAUCCAGACUUGAUGCGGUCCACCACACCUUGAGAUCUUAUCAAGCGUCUUCCAUGUUCAGUACUCGCCACUUGGAGACUUGGAGACAGAGACUCUGUGCCAAGCUGAUCGUUUUGUUCGGUAGCGACGGCAUAACUCCAAGUUUCUGGCAUGAGUAUUUGCCACCGGCUCUGGCAAGGGCGGCCUUAGCUGUGUCCAAUAAUCGCGAUCGUGACGUUGAUGGUGCUGCUUUCUACACCCUAGAGACUAAAGUGUUCCAGUUGAACACGGACUGUUUGGAAGCGCAGCAUGUUCAGCCGGACUCAGCAGCCAUCUAUCGAACGGUGGGCGUUGCGACAAGGGAACAGUUGCUCAACCACGCUUCCACACUUCGUAACCUCGCGCGUCCACCUCAACGCGGGCUUCAAGACAUGAUGAUUCAAAGCACACUGACACAACAACCCUACCAACCCCUCACCGAGAGACAAGACGACGCCGAGAAGCAACAAUUGCCGUGCGCCCUUACUUCCACCAUGUCUCUCAGUCUGUCUCCAAAGAUUACGCCUAUUCGGUUUCUGCGGCCGCAAAAGGGCACUCGCUCAGUCACUGCCCGCUGCCUCGCCGCCGUGCCGUUCUCCGCAUCUCGAUCUGCAGUUACGCGCCCUUCUUCAUACUUCAUCCUGUCCAUACUGGGGCAGAAAUCCGUCAAUAUCAAACCCAUCAUGCGCCAUGCGCAGAAGCGGUCUAAGCCCCCCGGCCACGCCGCGGGAACGUUUCCGAACCACUUCAACAACUACCGGCGCAAGCUGGCGGGGGGCUGGAAAAGCGCAGUUCGCCAGCCCAGUGAGCCCACUAGAUGCAAGUGCAAGGGGGAGAGGAACAAAAAAGACCGCAAAGACCAAGCUCUGGCUUAUCGCCACCAUGAAUUGCGGGGAGGAGGAGGUGACAACGCUCAGCUCAAUGCAGGCAAAUGUCGAGAACAGAUUCCAUCCCACCCAAUCACGUUUGGGAAAUACACCUUUUCUCUGGCAUCUAUCAAGCCACGCUGUAUCCCGAUAGAUCUGUCGUUUCCCACCUUGUCCAACUCGAGCUGGGGCCUAGACCUUUUUCCCUCACCGCCCCCUUCGUGCCUCCGUCCGCUUGCGGCCUGCGGCUUGCAGCGAAAACCCGGCAUAUCGGGUUCCGCAUUAACUGACUUGUCACUGCUGCAAGAAACGAAAAAUAAAGUCUUCAACCAGUUUUUGAUUAUGCCAAAUCCGACAGUAUGCAUCCAUUGCAUUGAGACCGCCCGCGAAUUGAUUCCUCGAUAUCCAGAGAAAGACAGAAUAACCCUCGUCGGUGCCCACAACGACCGCUACGAGGAACCCAAACCAGCAAACAGGAGCAGGGGCCGGAUGAGAAAGCGACUCGCCAACCUAUGCCCUUUCCAAUGA